This is a messenger RNA of Asterias rubens (European starfish), 1166 nucleotides long. Its product is annotated as phosphomannomutase 2-like. Lineage: Eukaryota; Metazoa; Echinodermata; Asteroidea; Forcipulatida; Asteriidae. Gene Ontology annotation, biological process: mannose metabolic process; protein N-linked glycosylation; GDP-mannose biosynthetic process. The record is from RefSeq and is a predicted model, not a curated record. The coding region runs from base 92 to 838 and encodes 248 amino acids. The transcript has 7 exons. Gene Ontology annotation, molecular function: phosphomannomutase activity. Gene Ontology annotation, cellular component: cytosol.
UAUGCACGACGUCUGCAUGUGUUUGGAUAGUUACGGAAGAGAGUUGACAAAAAAGUAAUACAACAAAGUUGUCUUUUCAUUCUGGUUUAGGAUGGAGAAUAAUACGAGAACGCUACUUUUAUUUGAUGUUGAUGGCACAUUGACUGCCUCAAGACAGAUAAUCAAGGAUGACAUGGCUGAUUUCAUGGUGCAAAUCAACAAGAAGGUCUGCUGUGGUCUUGUAGGAGGAUCCGAUCUAGAAAAGAUUACAGAGCAGAUGGGAGGAAAGGAGGCUCUGCAUAAAUUGGACUACGUAUUUGCUGAAAAUGGACUGGCUGCGUAUAAAAAAGGAGAAACAAUAGCUAUCAUGAGUUUAAUCAAGAAGAUGGGUGAGGAAAAGCUUCAAGAACUCAUCAAUUAUGCACUAGGUUACCUUGCCAACCUUAAACUCCCUGCUAAACGAGGGACGUUUGUAGAAUUCCGUAAUGGAAUGAUAAACUUUUGUCCAGUUGGCAGAAGUUGCUCACAAGAAGAAAGAAAUGUGUUUGGUAAACUUGAUCAGGAGGAGAAUAUACGUGGAAAUAUGGUCAAAUGUCUAAGAGAGAAGUUUAGCGCUGAUGGAUGGGUGUUUUCAAUUGGUGGUCAAAUCAGCAUUGAUGCGUAUCCGGAUGGUUGGGAUAAGAGAUACUGUCUACAGUAUGUGGAGAAGGACUUUGACACAAUACACUUUUUUGGUGAUAAAGUUGAAAAGGGAGGUAACGACCAUGAGAUUUACAGCGACCCCAGGACCAUUGGACACAAAGUCGUCAGCCCAGAAGAUACAAAGAAACAAGUUUCUGAACUCUUAGGAAUGAAUUGAUUAUCAUUGCCGUUGUUUCUGUUUUAAUGGCUCAAACUAAUGCUAAUCAAACAGCUGGGCAAUACCAUAAGAAUCAGAUUCAUUGGACAAUCGUCAACAGUGAACCAGGUAGAGAAUUCCAGCUGUCUUUUACUGCAAGUGUAGAGAGAUGAUUCACGCAAUUGUAUUAUCCUUCCAGACAUUCCUGUAUAAUCCUGCCUAAAGACCACUACAAACAAACAAGCUUCAAUAGGACUCACAGUACCCCUAGCAAUGGCCAAGGUGCCCAGGGGUCGAUUUCACAAAGAGUUAGGACUUUUUUGUCCUAACUUAGGAUUAAUAUUAAGGU